Molecule: messenger RNA, 9310 nt
Organism: Pocillopora meandrina
Lineage: Eukaryota; Metazoa; Cnidaria; Anthozoa; Scleractinia; Pocilloporidae
Source: the annotation of a GenBank genome assembly
AAGCAGAAGUUUUUAUUCGGAUAAACUGGGAACUGAUUGCUACUAAUUUCUAUGAAACAAUGAGCAAGAAAGACUCCAAGGAUUCUCAUGCCAGAGUGUGCCUUAGUCGACUUACUAGAAUUUUGGAGAUCACUAUGCUUGAAGAAUUACAACAACUUGAACACACGGGGGAUGUCGCGAGAAAUCUGGAGAUCGAAAGUAAUUCGGAACCUGCACAGAAAAGUUUUUUCUACAAAUCAUCGGAAAAGAUAAACAAGAUCAUCAGCAGAAGAGGUGAAAAAAGGCUAAUAGAAUGAGUUCCCAUCAAUUUAAAAAAAUACUCCAAAGUGUUAUGAUUCUCAGAGAGAAUAUAAAAAACAGCAAGGCUACAAAGUAAAAUUUUCCUGCUGCUCCACAAAUGACAAUUUGUUAGCUUAAUCUUACUGAUAUUCUGUGAUAAGAGGCCUUAUUAUAUUGCCGGCUUUAUUUUUAUAAAGAGAACUGGAGCGCCUCUGUUCACGAUAACACUGUCUUAAGCAGUGAAAUCCUCAAAAAAGUAAGCUCUUCUAUAAAAUGGUUGGCCAAGUCCUCUGCGAUUGUUGAAAAGUCUAACUACCUUGACAUACACUGUAUGUUUGAGUCUCUUGAUCGUCCAUGAAAUAAUUUUAAUUUAUAUUAUGUUAAUACUGUAGUAACCAUAAAUUAUAAGCUCAGCAAUGUUAGAAUUAUUGUAAGCAUUAUUCCUUUAUAUUCCUCAAAAAAUAUUAAUAAUAAUGAAAAUUGUGAUAAAGUAUUUUUAUGACAUUUAGCUCCAUGCCUUUCAUCUCAUCACUAGACAUUAUUUAAAAACUUUUAUAGGCUUUACUCCCAGCUUUGUUAUUGUGCAGGCUACCAGAUUUACAUGAAGGCACAGUACAUGUACACCAGACUGCUUUGGUUGAAGGUUGUUGAUUAUUAUUCUUAGCAUGGAUGAUUUUUUUCCUUUCAGGGAGUCAUAAAAUAUUUGGCCAUUCGCUAACAGAGGAAGCUGUUCUCAGAAUCUCAACUCUUAUAAAUUACUUAAAGUCAUGUAAGUCAUUAAUUCCAGGUUGCUUAAAAUAUUUAUGAAGUGCUGUACAUUUAAGAGGAGACAAAAUCCUCCAUAAACCUUGCAGUUUAAUAGUUUAUAAUUAAAAGGAAUUUCUUGCUCACUCAGUCUUGAAAUUCUGAAGUGUAACCUACAUAAAUGACCCGAAAACACCCUUUAAAUGUGCUUAAGUUUUGACUGUGCAGGUGAAUUAGUUUGAUUCUUUCUCGAGGUCGUAAUAUUGCUGUCUGAGUAUAAUUAAUUCCAUUUGUUUGCCAUUGAUCAAAAUAUGUUUGUUACUCUAUUACAGAUGUGGACAAGGAGGGGUUGUUUAGAGUUUCUGGCAACAAGAAAAGACAAGAGGAACUAAAAGAAAUACUUGACAAAGAAGACCCAGUUAACUUUGAAAAUGGAAGAUUCACUCCACAUGAUGUAGCAUCUGUUCUUAAAAUCUUCCUCGGAGAUCUCCCAGAACCUCUUCUGACAAAUGCUCCUUUGGAUGCUUACUUACAAAUCACAGGUACAGCACUGUACUUUCAGUUGUAGCCAAACUUCAGAAGGACCUCUGGUGAUCAACUUAUAAUUUAAUGUGUAUAAGAACUGUUUAUGUUAACCUUGGUACUGAUUUGUAUCUUGCACACAUGUAAGCCUAUUUAUCAGUAAUUAAUAUAUAGCUGGAAGCACCCAUGGGCAAUAUGAAGCCAGCCCUAUGUUUUGAUUGGCUACAGGAUUGCCUUCCUUGAUCCCACAUAUGAAAAAAUUGUAGCAUGUGGACUAAAAAUGAUCAUAAUUUUUGGAGAAUUUUGGUAAUGGACUGGCAAAAAAUGGCAGUAGAUGGUCAAAACAAAGAAAACAGACUGAAUGAUUUUCGUGAGUGAAUUGCCUUACAAAAACUAAUAAUAAGAAAAAAUUAAAAAAAACAAAGUUUCUCACUGAAAACAAGAACAAAUUUUUUUUGUGUGUGUACAUUUAUUAAAGUUCCUUUAGUUUUUAGUUUUUCUAUUUGAUGUUGAGAGUAUUUAUUUUCUAUUAUAUACACUGUACAACUGAAAAGACAUGACUUCCAUGUGGUAACCAUGAACUGAUCUUAUGAUUGUGUAGAGAUUCGUAAUGAUGAAUCCAGUGCUAAGAUGAUUGAAGCAUUCCAGCUUCUCUUCUUGUUGGUGCCGCCUCCAAACAGAAUGCUGUUACAGCAGUUAUUGGAACUCCUUAAUCUUACCUCUAAGAAUCCUUACAAUAAAAUGACAGCCCACAACCUUGCUGUGGUUUUUUCACCCAACAUUAUGGGCUUCAAAGAGGUAUUGUACAUUUAUCUUGCUUUUGAUGACACAGCUCAAGAUGCCAUUGAUUGUUGAAUAAAUUCUCCCUUUUAAUGACACAGCUUAAGAUGCUCUUGAUUGUUAAACAAAUUCUCCGUUUCAGUGAAAUGGGAAAUGUGUAGAGAAAAUAUACUGUAGUACUGUCUGAUAGCUUUUACAUUAGGGUGAAUAGGGUAACUUGAUCAAUAAAUCUUUCAACUGAGGCAAACUUGAAUUCAAGAUCCACAUUCUAUUGUUACAGUUAAUGAUUGUAACUACAGGUAUUUACAAUUUAACAGUACCAUAGAAAUUAUGUAAUAUGGAAAAAUCCAAUCAACCUAUUUCUUAUGUCCUUUCUGGUCAUUUAUUUGGUAAAAAAUCAGAAAGUGACAUGCUUGAGUCGCAUUCCAGAAGACAUGACAGUUAUGCACAAGUUGGUUGCCUCCAUGAUUCAUCAUGCUGCUGAACUUUUCAAGGUUAGUACAUGUAUCUGACUGACUACUAUUAGUAUUUUUCAAUUUAAUCCUAAUGUUAAUUCAGGAAUGCAUUGGUUUUUCUUCUCUUUGCCCUUUGGUUCAUUCAGGAAACUUGCAACACCCUCUUAACUUCUACAAUAAUUAAAAUAAAAAGCAAUAUUUGUGGCUUCAAGAUCACUCUCAGUUACUCAUCCUUUGUGCAGUUAAUUUGCUUUUUCAUACUUUGAGUUUGCUUUGGUCCUUGUCAAAGACAUCUUCACUUAGACUGACUGUUAGGGUUGCUCUACCUAUGAUUUUACAACAAUCCUAGAGUGCUCUAAAUCAAUAUCGCCCCAACAAUUUGUUUAGUUUUGGUCACAGUGCAGCUGUUGAAACAGCUUGCACUCAGCCUGCAUGUGCUGCCUCUAAUUUUAUGAAAAUUAUAUUUUUUGAUAUCAUCAUGCCGAUUUGUCAAAUUUAGCUGACUUUGAUGACAAACCUCUUGGUUUUGCGACAUCUUUGGGAAACUCCAGGAGAGAGGGUGCUUUGCUGGAUAUUGAUUGAUUUUCCUUUUUCUUUUUUUUCAAAUGAAUUUUCUCUUUACAGAUUCCCAAAGGUCUGUUGGAGGAGAUUGAAGCAGCAGAGGAGUGUUUUAAAAAGGGAAGCGUGAGUUGUUUUUAAGCAAACCAAACCUGGUGUAGUCAUCAAUUGACGGGAUAAAUUGUCCUCUGUCAAUUAACAUGUAUAUGACUUUGUAAAGCCAUGAAAAAAAUGUUGAUUUGUAGCUAUAACUUUAAUGCUUGGGGCUGGGCUGUUGGAAGGGUGGAUAAUGCUAUCCAACUGAUAAAUCUCUAUCCAGCAGACAAGUAUAACAAAACACACUGCAUUAUCCAUACUGAGCCAUCCAGUGGGUAGUGAUUUAUCCAGUGGAUAGCGUUAUCCACCCUUAGAACUACAGGGACCAGUUAUAAAAUAUUUAGAAAGAUGUAAAAUUGGUCAAAAAUUUUGGUCUGGGCUAAGUGACCUAAAUAUGAGUCAUCUGUAAGGAUUCAAACCCUCAGCGGUACAGAUGUAAAGAUUGAGGGCCAGUUACUUCCAGGAGGUCCAACCCAAACCAUGGUUUUACCUAUUAUCGAUGGGCUUCAGGUUUUCUCUACAAGAGGGUUCAUUUAAUGAAAUAGUUGUCUCUUUACUGUUAGCUUUUGGCUCUCUUGACACUGUUCACAAAAAUAAAUGUUUAGACUAAAGGUUCAGCUAAACUGAGGAUCAUUUAGGAAGCAGUUUUGUUAUUUAAGCUGUGGCUAAACUUCGAAUAAUCAGCGCAAAGUACUCUUAGUUAAUGUUGACAGCCUCCAUAUGGGUGCAAUUCAAUUUCAAGACAUUCUACAGUAUGUGACUUUACAAUUCCUUUGCACCUCUCACUUCCAGGAGUGACUGAAAAAUAGUUUCUUCCCACCGUUUAACAAUUCAUUGACAGAAGUGAAGGUGAAUAGUGGUGGAUAUUUACUGAGCCACAAAGCAGUUAGGUAGAUAUCCCCCAAUUUCACCAGCACUAAGGUGAAUAAUCAGGACUCAAAAUAAAAACUGUUCAACAAACAUUACAAGUCAAAUGAAGGUUUUGUCUGUCAAAUUCUUGUACAGGCAGACAUUUUGUUUGGUAAUUUUUGCCUGUAUGGGGAAAAAUUAAUUCCAAUGUACAGUGUAAGUUCAGGCUUUUAAUACUGCUGUAUUGGGACAGAGGGAUUUAUCAAGACAUGGAUAUUUUUCUGGCCAAAAAUGGGCUGUGUCUUGAGCAAAAAUAGGUUUAACUAGACAGCUUGACUGAUUCCAUCUGGGAAAUUAUUUCAAGCCUUGAUGGUUGUUUUUAGUUAGUACUUUCCACUCAGAAACCAAUAAUUCAAAUGCUAGUUUAUUUGUGUUGGCAUACCGAGAAAUGACCCAAUAUUAAAGUUUGACUUGCUAUUUUGUCUCUUUGGCUGCUCAGAGGUAAACUUGCUAAUCAUGUCUGAACUCCAUGAGCACAAUUUGUGAAAGGGCCAGAAGUAUUGAGAAUCCAUUACCAUUCUCUUUUUCCUGACCAGAAAACUUUCACACCCAAAAACUACUUGUUACUAAAAUAUGGUGUCUCUCUUUUAGACAUGCUGUAAAGAAAUACGGUCCUGUAACAUUCCACAUAAUGUCAGGAAAUUUUGAUAAAUGUCAAAUGUAAUUUUUUUUUCUUUCCACAGGAGGAACUGCCAGUUACUCGCACAUUUUGUCAGCAAAUGGACCGAUCAUCUCAUAAACAAGCUGUCCAACAAACUACAACAGAUGCUUUGGUGCAACUCUACAAUCAUGUCAUUGACCUUCCUGAUGGACCUGUUAGGCAGAAGUUCUUACAAAGGGUUCGAAAAUUUUGUUUUUUUGUUUGAGGGGUGGCUCACAAUUUAGUUAGGGACUGAGCAGAAGAACAACUACCCUCUGAUGAAAAUUGCUUCAUCAGAAGAGUCAUUUUAUACCUCAGGAGGUUUUGCUAUCACAAAUCCGGGGUGUCCUGCUAUUAUAAGUUUUUCUUAAAAGUAAAUUCAUACAAAGAUGGGAUUUUAUCUCCUGUGGCACUUGUGGUCUUUUAGGACAAUGCCCUGUCUUUUGCUACCAACGCUCUGCUCACUUAGCUGUCUUAGUUUGAAAAUCAAUUAAUCAAAAACACUUUCUUCUGUAUAUUCUAUGAUGUACAAUAUUCAGGACUUUGUGAGCCUAAUUUUUUGGGGGGCUUUUUUCUAACAUUUCUGUCCCAUUAAGAUGUUUCCGCGUCAUCUACACCAAUAUGCCAUAGGAGUUACAUAAAGAAACCCAUCUCUUCGUUCAAAAUUCCAGUUUCUUGUUAUGUCUCGUUCAGCAGACCUUUUUCUUCCGUCGUCACUGAAAAAACGUUUGGGUUUAGAGAGUUUCGUGUAAAUGCGAUGAAUAAACUGCUGUAGCUAGGCGCUCACGGUGUAUCUCGCCGUACGGGCCAUGCUUGGUCUUACUGUUGGACGAGAAGAGAUUGGAAACAGAUGGGGUGUGGCAUGCAGGUGUUUUGUCUUCAAGAGAAGUGAACGACUACAAGUAGCCCAUUAGAAAAAACUCGAGAUUUUAUUACAGGCGGAAGUUGAGCCCGAAACAAGCCAUUCUUGAUAAUAUAACGUUAUUGCUGAUCCUGAUAGGAACACGCAAAUCUUGUCUAAACGUAAAACUUUGUGUCACAGUUCGCUGUGAUCGUAUUCCAUCAAGAGAACGAAGAACCCACUGAAAUUUACUUCGCUGCCGACAUGUGGCUGCGAACAGUUAAGUGGGAAGUAAGGAACAACACAUGUCUUAAAGGCAAGGUUGAUUGCAGUUCAAUUACGAGAACGAUUUCUUUAGUUGUAAACCUACGUGUAGAGCGUUGGUCACGUUUACCCUCGCUAGAGAAAAUAUAUUUUGACCCAGCGUUUAUUCUCCAAAGUCAGUUCUAUAUGUCCCAGAGUUGCUUGAUGGAGAGACAUUCUCUAGAGGCCGGGAUUUACUUUGCAUUCUUGGACUAAAACUGCUGCUCUUGAUUUAUCGUAGUUUGAGAAGAUGCAUCCCGGCACUCCUCCGUUUAUCCCGCGCUCAAAGAAGGUUUGUUUCGUAAUUUAAUUUUUUUUUAGUAUUUUUGAAAUGUUCAGUGACUAAACGCGUCCAUUUGCAGUGAGCGAUAUUGACUCAGCAACCGACUAAAGAUUUAAACGCACCCCCUGAAAUUUUGAAAACUCGAGUUCUCUUAGGACUUUUUCAGUUUCAUUACGAAUCGAGUCCUAAUUUCGUAAACUACUCUUAUCUGCUUUUUAUUCAGUUUUGAUUUUGCCGAUGAAGACUUGCUCAUACUUGCAAUGAUAAAUGGUGACUUGAAACCCUAAAAUAACAGAAUCAAUAUUUAAAAAAUUAGUGUGAAUAGCGGUUCCUUUCUAUGCAUAAAAGUGCGUAAAAGACUUAAAAUUAAAAGAUUAUCGAAAGAGGCAAACCAUUUUUUUAUGUGAACAUAUGGCAAACGGUAAUUGCAUUACGAACCAUAUUGUCUGCUUUGUUCACUGCAGGCCAGUUGUGUGAAAAAUCUCACUUCUUCUACUCCGGUAAACUCAGCUGAGUCUCCGGCAGUAAAGUUAACAAGAACUCCGCUGUCACCCAUCCCAGGGAGGAACACGCCUGUAACAAGUACACCAACACUGAAGAGACGAGUGGCUUUUGAUGUGGUAGAUUCUCCAGAUUGCUUCACGCCUAAAAUGCCUGUAUUCAGAGGUACACCCUUCUUCUCCAGACUAGGUUUUAAAACACCUUCAGGUGUGAUCCAUGCCGGUGACUCCCCUGCAAUCAAACACAAGCGAACUAAGUCUACGUCUCAUCCAAAAGAUUUUGUUUCCCCAAGAAAGCAUGAAAGGCGUUGUUCAGCUCAUACUCCUGGCAACAGGAGACUACCAAGAACCACUGACACACCAUUCACACCCUCAGGAUUCAUGAGGAGUGUUGAGCAGAUGGAUGAUGGCUGUGAAGCCAAAUCUCUGGUGUUCACUCCCUCAGUGAAAACUCGACGCGCCACCCCACCUCAUUUGAGACAAAACCUUUCAUCAGUUGACCACACGGUAAGCCUACAGUAGAUGUAACUAAUAUUGAAGUAGUCACAAUAACAAAUCAGAUCAAAGGUUAUCUCUAAGGUAGCCAAUAAGAACUCUAAGAAAAACAAGUAAACGCUUGAAGCGCGGGAAAACGCGAGUGAAUAAAUCGCGCUUGGUUAAGUGGAAACUGUCUACCUGUGUGGUAAAUGCGGGUCCUGGGUUCAAAUAUCUAUCUCGCCAUUCCCUGGAUUGGUUCUCGGUUACCCGGAAUUCAACUCAUUGGCUUGUACUGAAAACAGCCAACUGAUAUGCCUCCUGCUAGAUUGAAUGGUCAACCACUUGUUCUUGAUGUGAAGUAUUUGUUUCAUUGUUUGUUUGCGAUGGCACUGAAAAAGCCCCUUCCGAGGGAACGGUUCAUUAAUUAGUUAUUUGAACUAUUUGUGUUGGUUUUGUGUCUGAUUGGUUGGCAGAGUUUGGAGCAAGUUUUCUGGACCAUUUACAGGGUGCAAUGAAACACGAUCAAUACAAUCCCAAAUUUCCCUUCACACUCAAACGAAAUGUAAUUUCACAACCAAAUGUGUUUUUGCAACGUUUAAUGCGUGAAACAAUGCUAUUCAGGUACAAGCCAAAAAAAAAUGGAAGUCUUGCUUAGACACUUUUUCCUAUAACCCAAAUAUGAUAAUGGGAUUUUUAGGGAGGUUCACAUUCUGAAGUGUAUCUAUAAUCAAAAUCAAAAUAAAUCAGGUAUCGUCCAUUCAUAAGAAAUACGAUAUAACAUUAGUGGUAUUUCCAUCUUAACCGUUUAUACCCUAAGAUUAAUAUACAUAUUCUCCACACUGCUGUCUUAACAUUUCCAAAGGUGCUGUUCACAAUCCAGAGCUUCUUUAGCUGGUGACCAUUUCCUCAUGCUCGUGACCCUAAUUUUUUAUUCCGGGGUUAUAUUUUUAGGAGAAAUUAGAUGCUAGUUUAUCUAAAAGGAAAAAAAAAUCGCUUUAUCUCGACCAUUAUUCAAUUUGUCGAUGGCAAGUAUUCAUUGUUAACAGUCACAAACACCAUCGCGCGGUGCUGAAUCAAAGAACUUCUCUGAAAGCAGUAAAUAUACAUAAGCGCUAAGAUUUUUUUCUCUGAAAGGGAAGAGGUUCUGUAUUGGUAUAAUUCUUGAUAAGUUAUAUUUUUUUUCUUUUUUUCUUAGAUGGAUGAGAUUUACGUCUGAUUAAACCCGUGCUGUGAUCACCAUCAAGUCGUAUUGUUCCUCGUUGGCUUCUAAACCAAAUUUCCAGCUUUACAAGCAUUCAACUUUUCCAUGGUUAAUCCUUACCUGCUUGGACGAAAACCGUUUAAAACGCCCAAUUAUCUAUUUCUAACUAAAGUCGAUUUCAAAUGCUACAAACAUGUUUCACUUGGACAGGUUUCUCAUGUUUCUGCAAUGUCGUGAUCAUUUUUCUAAGCCUGGGGAAUCAGCAGAUUUGGGCGUGGGUCAUCGAAAGUCGUGUAAAAUGGUUCAAAAUGAUCGGCCAGAGAAAAGCAAAGCAAGAAAUUUUCUGAUUGAAUGGUUGUUUCCACUUAAGUUGAAACCCACUUCCAGAUCAUUGCUCAUGAAAUACAUAAGCUAAGAAAUUCCACGAAAAAGAUUGUGGGAAGUCACGAACGUUUUAAAGCUUGAAUGAGUAGAUACGACUCUUGUUUGAAUGUUCGCAUCUUUGUGUACCUUUUACUCCUGGGGAACAUCGAAUAUGACUCAAGAAGCUGUAAGAGGUGGUUAAGCUACUUAGAAGUUUAAAGAAGAGAAAAAAAAGGCUUUUGUAUAUAUUUGUAAAUAGAACCAAGAUGUAGAGUUCAGUUCUGCUUGAGAUAAUUUAUAUCUUCUGGUUAAAAAAACAAAACUUUUUUGUGAAUGAUGGUCCUCAUGUUUUUUCUAAA